AUGGCCAUGGAAGCAAGUGCACCCCCCACCGGUGCCCCUGAGGAGGACGAUGGCCCGUUGCCCUCCUGCCACGGCUGCCGGACUCGAAAGCUGAAAUGCUCCCGCGAGACUCCAUCAUGCUCAAACUGCAGCCGGCAAGCGGUGCCAUGCACCUACGACUCCUUCCGGACCAAGCCGGGCUUGAAACGUGGAACAAUUCUGAAGCUUCAAAGGCGUAUAGAGAGUCUGGAAAGCAAGGUGUACGCCAGCGAAGAUGAUGGUCCUUCGCCUCAAUCUCGACCGCCUCGAGCGGAUUCGCGUCUGGACGGGUCGAUCGGAGCUGGUCUCUCGCUCUUGGCUCAAGAAAUCCAAAAGCUGAGCUCCAACAUUUCCAUCCUGUCACAGCCUGUUGUGCCUAGCCCCGAGACGCCGGCAUCGCGAUCGCUCGGGAAACGCCGUAGAAUCGAUGGUGAGCAUCAUUCGGGAAGGGCUGCAGUCAAUUCGUCUGAUGAUGCGCCCCCUGCGGACCACCUUUGGGCCGUGGCCGACCUCUACUUCCCGAAUCUUCAUCCGUGGAUCCCCAUGAUACACACGGAGACGUUCAAACGAAAUCUGCGUCUGCGAGAUGGAACAACGGAGAACCCUCUUAUUCUACAUGCCAUGUUAUUUGGGGUGUUGCGCUUCCUGGACCCGCCUGGUGAGCGGCUUUCUGCGGACCGCAUCGAAGAAGAGAUGGAACGGUCCAGGAACAGCGUGAUUCUCGAGGCAACCAGCACUCUUACUGUCCCUUCGCUCCAGGCUCUGACAAUAGUUGCAUUUACCCACGUGAGUAACUUUGCGCAAUCCGUACUGAUCGCUUUAUUGAAGUUUUCUGGCCAGAUUGGAAACGGCGAGUUGCUCAAGGCCUGGCCGAUAAUCGCGUCGCUGACCAGGACCGUGAGUUUCUUGCAACUAAGCGUCGAGGAAGAGGAUAGAAAUGACCCAGAGACAUUUCUACGUCCGAGCUUGCUUCCUCCAAGUCCCAAUUGGAUAGAGGAAGAGGAGCGUCGAAGGACGUUUUGGAAUAUAUUCAUUUUGGACCGAUGGCAGACCGGCCUUACUGCCGACAACGUUUCACGGAGGCUCCCCUUGUGUGGCACCCGAUGGAACCAAGAGAGCUUUGCGGUCUCGCCAUUCUUUGGGAUAUGGGACAGAUCAGCCGCCAAGAUCGGUAACUCAAUUGCCUUUUUGCCAGCCAACUACACCAGUCCCGAGGCCAGUGGAACAGAAUCGGAACACGGCGCGCCUCCAAGUGUGCAGCCGCAGACUGCGCCAAAGGAUAUGCCCAUUCUUGGUGCUUUUGCGUACUACAUUGAGUCCCUAGAGUCGCUAUGUAGGAUUAACAUGUAUUUUUUACAGCAAAAGAUCGACUUCAGUAACCACCAAGAGGUAUCUAACUGGCUUAUGAGAUUCAAGGAGCUCGACCUUCGUCUAGUUCACUGGAAGAUGUUUCUUCCUCCGAAAUGGAGAGAUCCCAACGUCCCUCCGGAGGAAACCACCGCCUUGGACCCGAACAUGACCCUAGCCCAUAUCACCCAUAAUACAUCUAUGAUUCUUCUUCACCAGCGGAUUGGAUACCCAGAGCCGGAGCUUAUGUAUAUCAAGCUUCCUAGCACAUACAGUGCCGAGACGUGUCAAUCGGCAGCGGCUGAGACGGCAAACAUCACCAGUAAAUACCUCCUGCAUGCACCGCAGCACAUGCCUCUCUCCCCUUUCUUUUCAUUCUGCGCGUAUAUCAGUGCCCGGGUGCUGCUAGUACAAGCUAGAUACUAUAACACCGAGCUGGAUUGUCGAUUCCAGGUACUGCUAGACGCUUUACGAGACAUUGCAAGACGGUGGUCGGGGUUUCGAGAGCACGACCCAUCUCCUUCCCUUUCAACACAGUUCGUGAUGCAUCUUGAAGAGCUGAGACAUCGAAGCCUCAGUGAUCCAAACUUCACUGUCUCAGUGAUCGGGUCACUGCAUCGAGGAUCGAACGAAAAUGAAGAACAGACACGGAACUCUGUACGGCACCUCCACUUUCCCCCCGGCGCCAACAGCGGUUCCCAGCCCGCUGUCAUCGUUCGACCGGCAGACUUCACAACGCAGCCCCAACUUGGGAAAUCGCCGACAUCAUCCUCUCACGCUGCUGGUAUUACUACACCAGGGGCCAUUUCAUCAGGUGACACUGGCGAAGGAAACUGGACUUCUACAAUUCAGGCACCAGGGGCCGCGAGCGCCAUGUGCGGCGAAUCGGACGAGCUACCCAGCAUCCUUCAAAGCUUAACAGACCAGCGCUUCAUUGAGAUGGACCGAGUUAUCACCUUUAAUGAUUUCAAUUUUGAACCAAUAUCAACUCAAAUAUCGCAAAUGCCUCCCCCACCAAUGAACAAUGGUUGGGUGGGAGGUGAAGGUGGAUGGGACCAGAGCUGA
Molecule: messenger RNA, 2430 nt
Organism: Venustampulla echinocandica
Lineage: Eukaryota; Fungi; Ascomycota; Leotiomycetes; Helotiales; Pleuroascaceae
Exons: 6
Coding region: 1-2430 (809 amino acids)
Biological process (GO): DNA-templated transcription; regulation of DNA-templated transcription
Cellular component (GO): nucleus
Molecular function (GO): zinc ion binding; DNA binding; DNA-binding transcription factor activity, RNA polymerase II-specific
Source: RefSeq, a predicted model, not a curated record